Molecule: messenger RNA, 1695 nt
Organism: Arachis stenosperma
Lineage: Eukaryota; Viridiplantae; Streptophyta; Magnoliopsida; Fabales; Fabaceae
Product: 3-ketoacyl-CoA synthase 4-like
Exons: 2
Coding region: 427-1239 (270 amino acids)
Biological process (GO): fatty acid biosynthetic process
Cellular component (GO): membrane
Molecular function (GO): acyltransferase activity, transferring groups other than amino-acyl groups
Source: RefSeq, a predicted model, not a curated record
UCCCCUAAACCCUAGCUUCUCCACCACCGCCGCAAGGACUGCCGCCGACCGUCGCUCUCAGGCACUACCAUCGUCGUCUGGUCGUCCGUGAUUCUUCUUCCUUCAAGAAUCGCAGCUUCUUCUUCGUCGACCUCGGCGCGUCAGUUCCUGGUAUUCAUCUGCACCAUCGCGCUCCUGCCGCCGUCCGUCGGGCGCUCAUUCACCAUCGUCUUCGUCUGGUCGUCGCAGAUUCUUCCAACCCACCACCGUCUUCUGAGUUGUGUUCGUCGCCUGGCCUCUAUCUCCGUCACGAUUCUGCCCCCUCUUCUCAGACUGCUCAGUAGAAAAACCCAUCUCCAUUCCAGUUUCCUUCCUUCGAGUUCAGAGAGCAGAAGCUCAACCAAGAACAAAACCUUAGACUUCGACGGUCAAUAUGUACCCGAAGCCAUGCAUCAUAUCCCUCCAACUCCUUCCAUGGCUGCUGCAAGAGAAGAAGCUGAGAAUGUUAUGUUUGGUGCUUUGGAUAAUCUCUUUGCUAAUAGAAAGAUUAAGCCUAAGGAUAUUGGUGUUCUUGUUGUGAAUUGCAGUUUGUUUAACCCAACUCCUUCACUUUCUGCAAUGAUUGUGAACAAGUACAAGCUUAGGGGUAACAUUAGAAGCUUCAAUUUGGGUGGUAUGGGUUGUAGUGCAGGAGUUAUAGCCAUUGAUUUUGCUAAGGACAUGCUUCAAGUUCAUAGGAACACUUAUGAUGUUGCUGUUAGCACUGAGAACAUUACUCAGAAUUGGUACUUUGGGAACAAGAAAUCUAUGCUGAUCCCAAAUUGUUUGUUCCGUGUUGGUGGUUCUGCUGUUUUGUUGUCCAACAAAGGCUCUGUUAAGAGAAGAGCAAAGUACAAGCUUGUUCAUGUUGUGAGGACUCAUAAGGGUGCUGAUGAUAAAGCUUUCAGGUGUGUGUAUCAAAAACAAGAUGAUGAUGGCAAAACUGGUGUUUCUCUCUCAAAGGAUCUUAUGGCUAUUGCUGGUGGGGCUUUGAAGAUUAACAUCACAACUUUGGGGCCUCUUGUUCUUCCAAUAAGUGAACAGCUUCUGUUCUUUGCUACUUUGGUUGUUAAGAAGCUUCUGAAUGCAAAAGUGAAGCCUUAUAUACCUGAUUUCAAGCUUGCAUUUGAUCAUUUCUGCAUUCAUGCUGAUGGGAGAGCUGUGAUUGAUGAGCUUGAGAAGAAUCUCCAGCUUCUGCCUAUGCAUGUUGAGAAAGAAUGAGGAAGGGAAAUAGGGUGUGGCAGAUUGCAUUUGGAAGUGGAUUUAAGUGUAACAGGGCAGUGUGGCAGGCACUUAGGCAUGUCAAGGCUUCACCCAAGUCUCCUUGAAAAGAUUGCAUUCAUAGGUAUCCAGUGCAGCUUCUGGAGAGUAAGAUACAGGAGGCGAGAUCAAAGGAGGAUACUCUGAAAGCAAGAGCUCAAUCUGCACAGUUUGUCCAAACCAUUUUCUGAUUGACUCGCAUUUUAUUACAGUCUAUUCCUAAUCCCUUUUAAUCCUGGUUUUUUAUUUAUGUAAUAAAUGUAACUCUCUGAUUUUGUUCUAGAACAAUUCAUUUUUCCAUUAAAUUUCUUGUCAUUUGUUGAAAGAAAGUGAGAGAAGUUUUGUGGUCAAAUAUUAACUGUAAGAAUAGUUAGAUCUCUUACGAAGAAUUCUAGUGUUGGAAAGUUAUGGCAUUAG